This is a messenger RNA of Dichomitus squalens LYAD-421 SS1, 833 nucleotides long. RefSeq lists its product as uncharacterized. Lineage: Eukaryota; Fungi; Basidiomycota; Agaricomycetes; Polyporales; Polyporaceae. The transcript has 2 exons. The record is from RefSeq and is a predicted model, not a curated record. The coding region runs from base 5 to 700 and encodes 231 amino acids.
GGCCAUGUUGCUUCUGGACCCAUGGACGGUCCUACCUCGUUUUUCGAUGGUGAGAGAUGUGUCUGUCCAUGUCCACGAAGGGGAUUACUCUCUCUGCGGUUCAGUAGGGCCUCGUGAAAGCUUGCAAUGGCCCGUAACUCUCCUCGUCCAGUCCUCACGGCGAAUCGGGCACUGGCACGACUCAUUCAUCCACCUCGCUGCACUGGGCAUAAUCGGAGACUGUGCGCGCGUCGAGGACGACCUCUGGGCGCAGGUUUUCAGUCGGAAUCCACCGUUGGAGACGCUUAGCGUGAGCAUGGAUGGGACUGAGGCGGUGGUCGGGCCUCAUGGAUGCACCUCCCGCGGCUGGCUCAAUCGUUCCAUAUCCUCACCUCAAAUCGGUCGAAGUGAUUGGACCAUUCUACGGGGAAACGCUCGACGUGAUCCUUCUGUGCCUCCGGGUCCGUGCUACGAACGGCUGCCGGUUGGCUACCAUCAGUCUGGACAUAUGGGGCGAACGCCCGGAGUAUGCGCUCAUGGACUGGAAAUACGUGCCCCAGUUCGAAGAAUUGGUGGGAAGGAUCAACACAUCGGACCCUCCUUGACGACUACAGCAUUACACCAGUCGGCACUGACCUUAAUGUGUCGACCGCAGGCCACCCGCUCCGGAGAACGCAAGAGGUUAAUAAUGCUACUGCGUCAGAGGGCGAGAGACACAUAGAUUACAGUUUUCUAACCGUCUUGCCGCCACCGCUGAGAGUUGCUAUAAUCGUCGGCAAUGUGGUACGACGUCAACACUGGCAAACAGGAGGCGUCGUCGGCGAACUUCGCGCGUUCGGUAGUCGGGCCCCAUC